This is a messenger RNA of Xiphophorus maculatus (southern platyfish), 2341 nucleotides long. RefSeq names its product riboflavin transporter 2-like (gene slc52a3-2b). Gene Ontology annotation, molecular function: riboflavin transmembrane transporter activity. Gene Ontology annotation, biological process: riboflavin transport. The record is from RefSeq and is a predicted model, not a curated record. Bases 459 to 1829 code for a protein of 456 amino acids. The transcript has 4 exons. Gene Ontology annotation, cellular component: plasma membrane. Lineage: Eukaryota; Metazoa; Chordata; Actinopteri; Cyprinodontiformes; Poeciliidae.
GUUUUGCAGUUUUAAUUACAAUGGAUUCUAACUUAGCCCUGUCCCUCUUUUUCUACUGUACUUUUCCCUUCCACUCAACUUUCUGCUAAUAUUUUUAGUUGAAGCACUCUCUGCACAACCUUUGGGAAAACACAACCAACCAGAUCCCGCAAUAGAACAAGGUGGUGGUAGAUUUGCACUCCAAAAACAGUGGUGCUUGUCAAGGUGGAUUAGGUUACGAAGAGACUAAAAAAACCAUUCAGUUCUAAUACCAGUCAAAUUACCACUUUUCAUGGCAAUUUUGUUUUUUACCAUCCCAGUGAGUUCAAGUAUACACACAUCCAAAUCACCAAAAGAUUGACUUCAACAGAAGAAGAGUAAAGGGUUGGAACGGCUUAGUCAGAGUUCAGGGCUAAAUCUGGAUUUGGAGAACAUUAGCAAGGUUGCGCUCAUCUUUAUUGCUCAGCCCCGCCUUCGUCAUGUCGCUGCUGACCCACGUGCUGGCGUGCCUUUUCGGCAUGGGCUCCUGGGUGGCCAUCAACGGGAUGUGGGUGGAGCUUCCCCUGGUUGUCCAAGAGAAGGCCCCCGAGGGCUGGCUGCUGCCCUCCUACCUCACCGUCCUCAUCCAGAUGGCAAACGUAGGUCCUCUCUUCAUCACUCUGAUGCACCGCUUCCGGCCAGGCGCGCUGGACGAGCGGCCCGUCAUCUACUCCAUCGUGGGUUUGGGGAUCGUGGCCACCUUCCUGCUCGCGUUCUUCUGGAGGCACACGGUGAUGAUAGCUGGCUCCCUGCGCAGCGUACCCCUGCUGGUUUUGAGCUUCCUGCUGUCUGUGGUGGACUGCACAUCGUCCGUCACCUUCCUGCCUUUCAUGAUGCGUCUGCGUCCGGAGUAUCUCACUACGUACUUUGCGGGCGAGGGCCUCAGCGGCCUGGUGCCCGCCAUGGUGGCGUUGAUUCAGGGUGUGGGGGUAGCCCACUGCGAAAACACCACUUCAACUGCAAACUCGUCGGCUCCCAACUCCAGCUGGGUGAGCGGCGGCGGGCUGCAAUCCGUCUACCAGCCUGCUAAAUUCUCCGUCGAGGUUUUCUUCGUUUUUCUCAGCGCUAUGAUGGUUGUGUGCCUGGUAGCCUUCAUCCUGCUCAACCUUCACCCGGCCGUGGCUCGCGAGAGGAAGAGCGACCGAUACUUUAGUCCAGAUCUGGAAACGGAGAAGAGGGAUCCAGGCUUCUCUCUGCAUGCCCAAGCACCAGAGCAGAAGCCAAUGAUCAGCCCUAGAGAGGCCGCCGGGAAAGAAUCAAAGGGUUCGUUUGGAAAGGGGACAUACAGCAACUUGGAAGUGGUGUUCAUCUUUGUUGUCCUCGCAUGGGUCAACGCUCUGACCAAUGCAGUUUUGCCCUCCGUGCAGACGUACUCCUGUCUGCCCUAUGGGAACAAAGCCUACCAUCUGGCUGCCACCAUGGGCGCUGUUGCUAACCCUGUGGCCUGCUUCAUUGCCAUGUUUGCACCAGUGAGGUCUCUUAUCUUUAUGGGGAUUCUGACAGUUUUCGGGACUGGUUUUGGAGCCUACAUUAUGGCCAUGGCAGCUAUGAGUCCCUGUCCUCUACUGGUCCACUACGCCUCUGGAACCGUUGUCAUUGUGCUGGCCUGGAUCCUGUUCGUCCUCUGUCUCUCUUACGUGAAGGUCAUCAUUGGGGUCAUACUGAGAGACGAGGGGCACAGUGCCCUCGUGUGGUGCGGUGCCGUAGUGCAGCUGGGCUCCAUGCUCGGCGCCGUGUCCAUGUUUCCGCAGGUCAGCAUCUACGGACUUUUCACUUCUGGCGAUCCCUGCAACACUAAGUGUCCGUUGUAGACGAUAAACGCGUUUGCGUUAAACACUGAUGUACGACCUUUGGGGUAGAUUGCACUUAAUUUCGUAGCACUGAGCUCAGUUCACUCAUGAGUUUUGACAUAUUCCAACUAGCUUUGGGAGAGCUGAGAGGUUGCAGGUGACCUUUCCCACUCCUCUAUUUAUGUCUGUUGAUUUAUUUCUAUUUAUUGAAGUAUGGAGUGAGCGUUACAAACGGCUCAAGUCACAGCCACAUGGUCAGUUCUCAACAGACCAAAGAAGACCAAAUCGCAGAGUAUUUUUUUAAACAUGUUUGCAAUUCCUCAUCAAUAGAAAGAUUGCUUUACUUGAACUUUUAGUGUGAUGUGAAAGUGUUGUCACUGCUUCUGUAAGAACAUACGAAACUUUUAGCUUUAAAAUGUGCCUUAAUGCUAGGUGAUGAAAGAAUCCAAAGUCUGGUUACCGUAUUUUCCGCACUAUAAGGUGCACCACAUUAUAAGGCGCACCUUCAAUGAAUGGCCUAUUUUAAAACUUUU